Messenger RNA from Portunus trituberculatus (swimming crab), 2100 nucleotides. RefSeq names its product tubulin alpha-3 chain. Gene Ontology annotation, molecular function: GTP binding; structural constituent of cytoskeleton. The transcript has 4 exons. Gene Ontology annotation, biological process: microtubule cytoskeleton organization; mitotic cell cycle. The record is from RefSeq and is a predicted model, not a curated record. Gene Ontology annotation, cellular component: cytoplasm; microtubule. NCBI's taxonomy places the organism in Eukaryota, Metazoa, Arthropoda, Malacostraca, Decapoda, Portunidae. Bases 695 to 2050 code for a protein of 451 amino acids.
UUUCCGGCAUUGCUAUAAACCCUAUCAUAUCUUACAGAUUUAGUUCUAUGGAGAAUCAUCAUUCAGUGAGUCAGUGAUGAUUCACUCCUGAACAAUGCUUUUUAUUUCCUUCAUUUUAAGCCAUCAUUAUUCUACAUGGCCAUGGCUGUGUUCAUGUUGCGUCAAGGACAGGAAAAACAAAAGGUGGAUGGUACUAUGGUGGCGUACUAUCAAACAAGACGAGUGUGUGUGUGUGUGUGUGUGUGUGUGUACUUAUAUUAUACAAUACUUUAUUUCAACAAACGUCAAGCUGGUGGCUGUAGCUAGAAGUAGGCUAUGGACUGGAGUGGACAGAGAACAUUCACGAAUAGUAGCUGAUGGCAGUGUGCGGCAUUUUGUUGUGCUACCACAAUAUUUGCCGGUUACGGUAGAACGACUUUGUGGUCUUACUGUAUUUUGGUGAAAUUAUUAUUCCACGAGACGGUGUAAUCCUAAGCUGUACUGCGUAAAUGGCAUAUCACAAAUGAAGCUCCCGCUGAACUGAACCAAUGAGAAGUCCUGCUUCUCCUAAACGGACCAAUCAGAGAAGAAGCUGGUGACGUCAGCCUUCAUAUAUAUACCAUAUUCUCGGACAAGUGCGGAGCAGUCGCGACAUCACGAGGACAGCGUCUACAGUACCUCGGGAGACCGACAAUAAACCUUUCACUUUAUCAAAAUGCGUGAGUGUAUUUCAAUCCACGUUGGGCAGGCUGGUGCCCAGAUGGGCAAUGCCUGCUGGGAACUGUACUGCUUGGAGCACGGAAUCCAGCCUGAUGGCCAGAUGCCCUCUGACAAGACCAUCGGUGGAAAUGAUGAUUCUUUCAACACUUUCUUCAGCGAGACUGGAUCGGGCAAGCAUGUUCCCCGUGCAGUGUUCGUAGAUUUGGAGCCAACUGUUAUCGACGAGAUCAGAACUGGAGUAUACAGACAGCUAUUCCACCCCGAGCAACUCAUUACUGGUAAGGAGGAUGCUGCCAACAACUACGCUCGUGGCCACUACACCAUUGGGAAAGAGAUUGUGGAUAUUGUUCUGGACCGUAUUCGUAAGCUGGCAGACAACUGCACUGGCCUUCAGGGUUUCCUUAUCUUCCAUUCCUUUGGUGGUGGCACUGGCUCUGGCUUCACUUCCCUGCUCAUGGAAAGGUUGUCUGUUGAUUAUGGUAAGAAGAGCAAGCUCGAAUUCGCCAUCUACCCCGCACCUCAGGUUGCCACUGCUGUUGUCGAGCCCUAUAACUCCAUUCUGACCACCCAUACGACUCUGGAACAUUCCGACUGUGCCUUCAUGGUUGACAACGAAGCAAUAUAUGAUAUCUGUCGCAGGAAUCUUGACAUCGAGCGCCCAACUUACACCAACCUGAACCGCCUGAUCGGCCAGAUCGUGUCCUCCAUCACAGCUUCUCUGCGUUUCGAUGGUGCCUUGAACGUUGACCUGACCGAGUUCCAGACCAACUUGGUGCCCUAUCCCAGGAUUCACUUCCCCUUGGUGACUUACGCUCCUGUCAUCUCUGCGGAAAAGGCCUACCAUGAGCAGCUGUCAGUGUCUGAGAUCACCAAUGCUUGCUUCGAGCCUGCUAACCAGAUGGUGAAGUGCGAUCCGCGUCACGGCAAGUACAUGGCAUGUUGCCUGUUGUACCGUGGUGACGUGGUACCCAAGGACGUGAACGCCGCCAUCGCAACCAUCAAGACGAAGAGGAGCAUCCAAUUCGUGGACUGGUGUCCUACUGGGUUCAAGGUGGGCAUCAACUACCAGCCACCAACUGUGGUGCCUGGUGGUGACCUGGCCAAGGUGUCCCGUGCCGUGUGCAUGCUGUCCAACACGACUGCCAUCGCCGAGGCUUGGGCACGCCUUGACCACAAGUUUGACCUGAUGUACGCCAAGCGCGCCUUCGUGCACUGGUACGUUGGUGAGGGUAUGGAGGAGGGCGAGUUCACAGAAGCUCGUGAAGACCUUGCUGCCCUGGAGAAGGACUACGAGGAGGUGGGCGUUGACUCUGCUGACGCUGAAGGCGAGGAGGAGGGAGAAGAGUACUAAUUCUUAAUACAUUUCUUCUGAGACUGUCCCUGAAUAAACUUUAAUUACCA